CUGAGCUGGGGGUGGCGAGUAGCGGCGGGCGGAGGUUUGGCUCUGGGUUCCGCUGCCCCUCUGCGGGAUCGCUCAGGUUGGCCGGGACUGGGCGCUGGGAGUCCGGACGGCCAAGGCUGUGUGCAGCCUCACUCCCUGCGCCGAGGCUCCGGACGCGGAGGCGGCGGCGGCCCAGGCAGACAAUGAACUUGGAGCGCGCCGAGCUCUGGCAGGUUUGGGCCCGCACCCCUCGGUCAGGCCUCCUCGCUCCAGGCACGGUCCCCUGUAGGAGGCGUCCUUUUCGCUGCGCGGUCCUGGCCGUGCUCUAGGUGCCCAGCACGCCUGGGGACCCUGCGGGAAGGACUAUCGGUGGCGGCGCAGGGGCUCACACGCCCCCUCCCUAUACAGUGCGAAUGUGGUCCGAGCUCCAAGACAGAAGACCGGGUGCUGGUGUGGUGGCGCUGUGGACAGCUGGAGGCCGGCGGAGGACGCACGCCGCGGGGCACGCACCGGCUAGCUGUCCCGCAGAACCGCCCCAAGGAGUCAGAAUUCGCGCGACCCUGGGUCGGCCAGGAACUGAGGGGGAAGGACGACUGAAUAUAAGGCCAGUGGACAGACAGAUCGGCGAUUUUCUGGAGCGAGCUCUCCACGGGCAGAGCUGGAGACCGGGAUUCCCCUAGUCGUGCUCACUGCCCCUCCCCCGCACACUUUAGGGGAAGUUUCCAGGCGUAGCCUGGGGCAGGUCACCUAGCAUUAAUACGAAUCUGUUUCUCAAGAAAAGAAAAUAUUCUGAAGGCAUGUCAGUUUACCUGUCAACGAGGAACCCAUAAUGUCUUCUCAUCUCCAGUGUGGCUCCGUGCUCUCUACUGAUGCCACUCCAACUUUCUUUGGUGCCAUGGGAAAAACCUGAAGCACAAGCAGAGUUACUUCCAAAUCUGUGGUCACUUCAUUGUUGCAUGGCUGGUGCAUAACAGACUAUUGGAACCUGCUCUUCUGUGUUGCCCUUCGUAUCCGAACCAAAGAACGUGCCUCGUCCUCUAGGGCAUUGGUGUUUGCUCUCUUCCUUGUUCAUUUCUGUUGCUUGUGCCUUCCUACCGCCUUCUGUCGUCACAGGACACCCUUAAAGUUUCUCAGUGGACUCCUCGAGGGCUGGCCCAUGGCUCUCUAAGCUGUCCAAGGACUCUACCAUGAGGCACUGCAUUAACUGCUGCAUCCAGCUGUUCCCCGAAGUCACACACAAACAGCAAGUUGCCUGCCAGGGGGGCCCCCAUCACAGCCAUCAGGCGUGCCCCACUUGCAAAGGAGAAAACAAAAUUCUGUUUCGUGUGGACAGUAAGCAGAUGAACUUGCUCGCUGUUCUCGAAGUGAGGACUGAGGGCAAUGAAAACUGGGGUGGUUUUUUGCGCUUCAGGAAGGGGAAGCGAUGUAGCCUGGUCUUUGGAUUGAUAAUAAUGACCCUGGUGAUGGCUUCUUACAUCCUUUCCGGGGCUCAUCAGGAACUUCUGAUUUCCUCCCCUUUCCAUUAUGGGGGCCUUCCCAGCAACCCCAGCGUGAUGGACAGUGAGAAUCCCAGUGAUGUGAAAGAGCAUCACUACCAGCCUUCUGUAAAUAACAUCUCCUAUGUAAAGGACUAUCCAAGCAUUAAACUGAUUAUCGACAGCAUCGCUGCCAGGAUUGAGUUCACAACCAGGCAGCUCCCGGACUUACAAGAUCUCAAGAGACAAGAGUUGCAUAUGUUUUCUGUAAUCCCCAGUAAAUUCCUUCCGACUAGCAAGAGCCCUUGUUGGUAUGAGGAGUUCUCGGGCAGGAACACCACUGACCCCUACCUGACCAAUUCCUACGUGCUCUAUUCCAAGCGGUUCCGCUCUACCUUUGACGCUCUGCGCAAGGCUUUCUGGGGCCACCUGUCCCAUGUGCGUGGCAAGCACUUCCGCCUGCGCUGCCUGCCCCACUUCUACAUCAUUGGGCAGCCCAAGUGCGGAACCACUGACCUCUAUGACCGCCUCCGGCUGCAUCCAGAAGUGAAAUUCUCAGCCAUCAAGGAGCCCCACUGGUGGACCCGGAAGCGCUUUGGAAUUGUCCGCCUGAGGGACGGACUACGAGACCGCUACCCUGUGGAAGAUUACCUGGACCUCUUUGACUUGGCUGCACACCAGAUCCAUCAAGGACUGCAGGCUGCUUCUGCAGAGCAGCCCAGCAAGAUGAAUAAGAUCAUUAUUGGAGAGGCCAGCGCCUCUACAAUGUGGGAUAACAAUGCCUGGACCUUCUUCUAUGACAACAGCACAGACGGUGAGCCACCGUUCCUGACCCAAGACUUCAUCCAUGCCUUUCAGCCGGAAGCCAAGCUCAUUGUUAUGCUCAGGGAUCCUGUGGAGAGGUUGUACUCAGACUAUCUCUACUUCGCAAGUUCCAAUAAAUCUGCAGAUGACUUCCACGAGAAAGUGACGGAGGCUCUGCAGCUGUUUGAAAAUUGCAUGCUGGAUUAUUCACUGCGCGCCUGCGUCUACAACAACACCCUGAACAAUGCCAUGCCCGUGAGGCUCCAGGUUGGCCUGUAUGCUGUGUACCUUCUGGACUGGCUCACUGUCUUCAGUAAGGAGCAGUUCCUCAUUCUACGUCUGGAAGACCACGCAUCCAAUGUCAAGUAUACCAUGCACAAGGUCUUCCAGUUUCUAAACCUCGGGCCUCUAAGUGAGAAGCAGGAAGCUUUGAUGACCAAGAGCCCUGCAUCCAAUGCACGGCGUCCUGAGGAUCGUAGUCUGGGACCCAUGUGGCCAAUCACCCAGAAGAUCCUGCGUGAAUUCUAUGGACCUUUCAACACAAGGCUGGCACAGGUCUUGGAUGAUGAAGCAUUUGCCUGGAAGACAACAUGAGAGCUGAGUCCCUUCUGCAGAUUCUGGGCCCACUGACUCUGUCAUUGCCACGACUCUAAAAGUCUCCAAGCAGAGAACUGUCUGUCACCCGCAGGGUGGAGAAAACCGCUGGAGCCCCACCCAAUCUCCUCCUCCCAAGGCACCUGUUGUGGGAACUAUUUUAAAAAUUUCCUUGCCGUGUUCAGCAGUUCUGCUCUUGAUUGCAAGAGCAGAACUUGCAAUCAAGAGCAUCCACCCGAAGCCUUGGGAAUGACACUGGGGGUACAGGCUUCUGUCUGUUCCCAGAGUGCCUCGGUUCUCAGGAGGGCAGUGGUUCUCUGGCACCCAGUGGGUAGGAAGAGGAGGCUACGGGAGGCCACAGACCAGCCUUGCCUUCCUUCCUCCAGGAGAGUUUGUCUGGGUGCAGGGAUGGACAGCUCUGGGAUCCGAUUAAGGCCAUGCUCUGGGGCUGCCCCUCACGUGUUAUAUCCCAGCAGGCCUUGCACAGUUCGAUAACCCCACGUGGGCAGAGAACGGAGCUGCUUGGAGAAUGGAGGCUCUUUCGUUUUUUUUUUUUUUCGUAUUCUCAAGUCAGCCCUUCAGUGACAUCAGAAAUGAGCCCUGCUCCCUUUGCUGUGCUCAGAAGAAAUGCAGAAGUCAGCUUUCAGCAACAGGCUCAUCUCUCUGACCUAGGCUGUCCAUAGUCUUUGUUUAUGCCCAGCAUAGAGAAAAGAGAGUUUUAAAACAAACUGCUUCUUGCAUUUGACUGGCCCUGCCUCUCUUUUCUGUUCCUUCGGAUGUUUUCCUUAAGGAAUUCAGUUUAUAUUUGGAAAGGGAAGUUUUGCUGUUAAUGCCAGAACAGAACAGCCUCAAGGCAUCGAACAGUGGACAAGGAAGGAUGUGAAGCCCUCCCCAUUUGUGGAGGGUCACGGGAGAGUGGGAGGAUGUUUCUGGCUGGUUACAGGCUCCCCACUGUCUUCUUUGGAGGAAUCUUUAUCCACAUUCUCUGUCAUGUACAGCCAAAGUUCUGUAACUCACUAAGGGUGAGUCUCAAGACACCCCUGUCCUCAGAAACACAUCUCACAAACUAAGCUCGGGCCACUCGUGGUGUGACUAGGAGAUAGCUUUGAUUUUUAUGGACCUUUCCAGGCCUGCUAGCAGCUUGGUUUGCAAAGGAUAUGCUGAAAGUCUUGUCAUUAAAAACAAAACAAAACAAAACAAAACAAAACAAAACAAAACAAAAAGGCCCCAGGGAAUACCAGAGAGAACAGCUUAAGCCCAUUUGGCACACAGGACAAGGUGGGGAUAUCACAAAGCUUUUCACUGGAGCGUUGCCAAGGGAUGCUGUCCGUGAAGCUGUGUUCUCAGGUCAGGAUCCUGUCCACCAGCGUCAGAAAGUGUACAUACUACAUGCCCGACGGUCACUUGAACGUGUGAGAAAAGCUGGGCUUUGGCAGCAGGAGGCUGUGCAGUUGCUCAGCUGUGUGAGUCCUGCUGCAGUCCACCCUUGUUGGAGAUGGGACUCUCAGCCCAUUGGAAGGUUCGGGGAGAGCUCUGGGCAUCAGCAUGGACUGGGUUCGUUCUGCUACUGAAGGGGCCGUGUGUCUUGUGGCCUGUAUUCCAGGACAAUUCCCCCUUCUCUCACGGUGGCCACUUGGCUCAGCAGCCAGUGGGAAAAUCUGGCCUGAGUACAAGGAUGCUUUGGGAAGAAAUGAUGAGAGAGAGAGAGAGAGAGAGAGAGAGAGAGAGAGAGAGAGAGAGAGAGAGAG
Mus pahari (shrew mouse) is the source of this 4600-nucleotide messenger RNA. It is a transcript of the gene Chst15, whose product is annotated as carbohydrate sulfotransferase 15. NCBI's taxonomy places the organism in Eukaryota, Metazoa, Chordata, Mammalia, Rodentia, Muridae. The transcript is spliced from 8 exons. The record is from RefSeq and is a predicted model, not a curated record. Gene Ontology annotation, molecular function: N-acetylgalactosamine 4-sulfate 6-O-sulfotransferase activity. The coding region runs from base 1167 to 2852 and encodes 561 amino acids. Gene Ontology annotation, biological process: hexose biosynthetic process.